This is a messenger RNA of Cyprinodon variegatus (sheepshead minnow), 3834 nucleotides long. RefSeq names its product cysteinyl-tRNA synthetase 2, mitochondrial (putative) (gene cars2). The record is from RefSeq and is a predicted model, not a curated record. Gene Ontology annotation, molecular function: ATP binding; cysteine-tRNA ligase activity. Gene Ontology annotation, cellular component: cytoplasm. Gene Ontology annotation, biological process: cysteinyl-tRNA aminoacylation. The transcript has 15 exons. Bases 181 to 1833 code for a protein of 550 amino acids. Lineage: Eukaryota; Metazoa; Chordata; Actinopteri; Cyprinodontiformes; Cyprinodontidae.
CAUUCCGAACGUCAAGGGUUCUGACAUGCUUUGCCGUCUUACCCAUAAUGUAUGCUUAAAACAAUAAUAACAGCUAGAGGUAGGAAGUACAGCACACGGUCGAUUCCAGGACGGACCCUUUUAAUGAGGUAGCUGUCGGUCCAAACGCUAACCGACCCUAAUAGGGGUCCCUGAUUAACAAUGCUCCGGAGUGGAAAGGUCCUUUUCCGUAUCCUCAGCUCCAGCUGCUCUGCCUCUGUGAGGUACAGUGCUUCAGGGAAGGCAUGGCUCACCCCCACAGGCUUCGACACGGGAAUAAAGACAUUUAACAGCCUGACCAAAAAGAAAGAAGCUCUGAUCUUGGCUAGAGAAGGAACCGCAACAUGGUACAGCUGUGGACCCACAGUGUAUGACCAUGCUCACCUGGGGCAUGCAUGUUCUUAUGUCAGGUUUGAUAUCCUGCAGAGGAUCCUGAGCAGGUUUUUUGGUAUCACUGUUAUCCAUGCCAUGGUCAUUACUGACAUUGAUGACAAGAUUAUAAAAAGAAGUUGGGAGGAAAAUGUGUCUCCAGCUGUGAUUGCUAGGAUGUAUGAGGAUGAGUUUAAGAGGGACAUGCUGUCAUUAAAGGUGGUUCCUCCUGCUGUGUAUCUAAGAGUCACAGAGAAUGUUCAUCAUAUCGUUGCAUUUAUUCAAGGAAUUAUCAGAAAUGGGCAUGCUUAUGCCACACCCGAAGGCAACGUAUAUUUUGACGUUCAGUCCAUAGGUGAACGUUAUGGGAAGUUUGUUGGAGCUGCAAGUUCUCAGGUAGAGCCGGGCACUUCAAAUAAACGGGACUCCAGGGAUUUUGCCCUGUGGAAGACGUCCAAACCUCACGAGCCGCACUGGGAAUCUCCAUGGGGCCAAGGAAGACCUGGCUGGCAUAUUGAAUGUUCGACUAUUGCCAGCCACGUGUUUGGGAGUCAGCUAGAUAUUCACUCUGGCGGGAUUGAUCUGGCCUUUCCUCACCAUGAGAAUGAGAUCGCUCAGAGUGAAGCCUUUCAUCGGUGUGGACAAUGGGCAAACUACUUCCUUCAUUCAGGUCACUUACACUUGAAGGGCAGUGCAGAGAAAAUGUCCAAAUCUCUGAAAAAUUAUAUUUCGAUCAAGGAUUUCCUACAAUCUUACUCUGCUGAAGAAUUUCGGAUGUUUUGUCUCAUGACCAAAUAUAGAUCUGCUAUAGAUUACAGUGACGGCAGUAUGUUGGAAGCUCGCACCUCUCUGGAAACCAUCCGCACCUUCAUCAGUGCUGCUCAGGCAUAUAUUAGGGGUCAGUUACCCUGUUCUCCUGUGCAGGAGGAUAUCCUGUGGCAAAGACUCGCUGAAGCCAAGUCUACCAUCGGGACGGCCUUAGCAGAUGACUUUGACACAUCCAAAGCCAUUGGUGCGCUGAUGAAUCUCAUUUAUCAUGGAAACUGCCAGCUACAGCCCACUACGUCAAGGGGAAUUGCACAGAGCCCUGCAGUAUUUGGUGCAAUGGUUACCUACAUCCAGGAUGUCCUGGAUAUGUUUGGAAUCGAGCUGCUACGCAGUAAGGAGGCGGAGGUGCUGAGCAGUGAUGGAAACUUCCAGUCAGUGGUAGAGCAUCUAACUCGUUUCAGAAGUGAAGUUCGUGCAUUUGCUCUCACCCGCCAUAACGAUGCAAAUAACAAACCAGCCCUGUACCCUGAAAGAGUCCCCCUAUUGGAAGCUUGUGAUACCCUCAGAAAAGAUUUGGUCCCCUUAGGGGUGGUGAUAAAGGACAGAGGAGAGGCGUCCACAUGGGAAAUAAAACCGAGUCGCAGAACGGCAAUGACUAGCAAACAUGAGGACAAAUGAUGGAUUAAAGGAAACUGUUAGAAAUGUUAUAGUCUUUCAUUUAUUUGUGAUCAAAUAAAGAUUUAUUUUCCAUGGCUGUCAUCCUUGGUUCAGGCCAAGUGAUGGAAGUUAUUACUUCCCGUUUGAUAGUAAAGGAUUAAUGAAAACCUCCGAUAUUAAAAAAAGGGAUUUUAAAUGAUGGAUUCGCUUGCUGAUAACAAGCUACUGAGCCUAUGGGACUGAUAACCACUAAUAACGACCAUUUAUUGGGAUAAUAUCCAAAGCGGCUGCAAACAGCCAGUUAGUAUUUACUGUGGGAUGGAAGACGGAAUCAAACUGAGAACAUGACACGAUGACCUGGUUCCAUCUAUUAGAAUGUUUUUAUUCAUCUUUACCUUCUGCCAAAGGAUUACCUCUAAAUAGAUACACUGAUCUACUUCACUUCAAUCUUAUCGUGGUCACAACAGGCUAUGGUAAUGCUGUUUUGAUAUGUAUUAGUUUGACCAAACCCGAGUUCCUUAUAUCUGACAUAAACUUUUUUUUUCUUGUCAAAAUUACCAUUUCAUCCAAAAUGACAUCACAUCUAGAAUAAACAUUCUUUGCAUCUAGAAAUUCAUUUCAGAUCUCCAUAUUCCUAUUUUAGUUAUCAUACAGGGUUUCUGCCGGUCAUUAAAAGUCAUUUAAUUAUAUUUUUAAUUAAGGCCUUAAUUGGCAUUAAAAUUUAUUAAAUGUGAUUAUCAUGGCAUUUAAAAUUGUUGUAAAAAAUUAAAAAACUUUGUCAAAUAUAUCAGAUUUAACUGGUUCCAUGUGUUUGCGUGGAACUGCUCCUGGUUGAUCCUAAAGCCGUAUGUUCGGAACAGAAGCUCGAGGCACAGAAAAAGAGAAUGGGGAAAAUGCUAAUUUUAACAUAAGCGGCUGGAAAACGAGAAAUUCGGGACAUAGCUGCAGCCUGUCGAUGGUAAAGAUUACGAAAGAUUUGGCCGUGUUAUAUAUAUAUAUGAGAGUAAUGGGUACUUAUUGAUGGCAUUAAAAUUAUGUCUAACAGCAUUAAAAAGCAUUAGAGUUCCUCCUUCCUGGAUAAACCCUGUCAUAGAUAUUGAGUCAAGCUGAUAAAUGUAAGAAGGGCCACUAAAAAUGUGUUAACCUUUCUAGGUAUUUACAACUUAAUUUCAGGGAAUAAAUACUAGGUAAAAUACUUUGCUUACUAUAACAAAAGAAUUAAGUUUCUACUGGAAAAAGUAAUUUAGAAUAUAUAGUUCAGUCUAUCAGUGUGAUUUUGAUCAGGAAGAAUCUUAUUUUAGUGAUCUACAAGAAGAACACCACAGAGUGCUUUUAAUAAAUGUAAAAACCGGUGUGAUUUCUCACAGGUGACACUAUUACUAAGAUUAACAGCUGUCCUUCUGGCAAAAGGAGGAUGUAGCAACUAUUACCAGCAGCAGGGGGAGCUAUAUAUCCCUGCUGGUAAACAGGAACUUUUAUGUCUUUUGAAAAUUCAAGCAUUCUUCGCUGCUCCACUGGAGCUUAGUGUAGUGAUGGGCCCAGCAACACCGAUGCGCCGGCGCAUUUGUCGAGCUCAAACAGCCACAUCAGAAAGUCACAUGACCAAUGUAGGAGCUGUUUCGGACUGGCUGACGCACUAAACUGAGUUUAUCAUCAAAUAAACCAAGAGAUAUGAAGUAACCUCAAGGCAAAAGAAAGAUUUCAGCCAUAUGGGACCAUUUGGAUCCAUUUGUUUUAAUUGUAUCAUCCUGUUCCUCCUAGUGAGUUAUCUAAAUUGAAACUAAUUUAAAAUUGUCUUGGUUUGCUGUUUACCGUAGUUCUUUUAAAUAAAUCCUAGUCCACAAAAGUCCAUAUUAACAUGUUCAUUUAAAUUUUCUCAUUUUAUGUUUAUAUUUAUGGAUUGCAUAUAACAUCUCAAACAUAUUUUCAAUUUUAACUAAGAUCUGUAAUAGCACAUUAUAGUAAACGAUGGCUUAAAUCAUAUAGGUCAUCAAAUCUGUGUCAGUUUAGCCUGACAAAGGG